Nezara viridula (southern green stink bug) is the source of this 2572-nucleotide messenger RNA. NCBI's taxonomy places the organism in Eukaryota, Metazoa, Arthropoda, Insecta, Hemiptera, Pentatomidae. The record is from the annotation of a GenBank genome assembly.
UCACACCACCCCUACCCGCUGGGGGCUCGUCCGAUAUUAUGUAAUACCCGGACUAUAUCCUCAGGGUGCUCACUUGUUCCACAUCAGAAAUGUCUAAGCACGAUGAGUGGAGGAUUCGCGCGUCGGCGAUGGCGCGGAAGAGCGACAACCCCAUCCGCCAACUGGUGGAAGGCCUCAAGCUGGAACCUCAUCCGGGGAAGCCCAUGAUUGCGUUAUCUAUAGGGGAUCCAACAAUCUUCGGAAAUUUAAAACCUCCAUCUGAAGUUUUAGAUGCUCUGAUUGAAAGUGUUUCAUCACAAAGGUACAAUGGCUACGCUCCUUCCGCUGGUCAUGAAGAAGCAAGAGCUGCAGUUGCAAAUUAUUCUUCACAUAGCGAUCUACAGAUUAAACCAAAGGAUGUAAUUCUUUGUUCUGGUUGUUCUUCAGCUCUUGAUAUCUGUGUUGCAGUAAUUGCAGACCCAGGAAAAAACAUUCUCAUCCCUUCCCCAGGUUUCCCACUAUACAAGACUCUUAUUGAAGGGCUUGGUAUUGAGGCAAGAUAUUAUAAAUUACAGGAAAAGUUUGAUUGGGAAAUUGAUCUGAAAGAUCUCGAAAGAAACAUUGAUGAAUCAACAGCCGCAAUUAUUGUUAACAAUCCAUCAAACCCCUGUGGAUCAGUUUAUAGUAAGGAGCACCUUAUAAGCAUUCUUGAAAUAGCAAAAAAAUAUCAUCUACCAAUAAUCGCAGAUGAAAUAUAUGAACAUCUUGUUUUCGAAGGUGAAAAAUUUAUACCCAUGGCAUCCCUAUCAGAUGAGGUACCAAUUCUUUCAUGCAGUGGUCUCACAAAAAGAUUCUUGAUACCAGGCUGGAGAAUGGGUUGGGUCAUAAUUCAUGACAAAAAUGAAAUUUUUGAUAAGCAAAUAAGAGGAGGCCUUCAAAAGCUGACUCAAAGGACUAUAGGGAGUAGUACUCUUAUACAAGGAGCAUUACCGCACAUAUUAUCAAAGACUCCAGAGAAAUUUUAUACAGACACAAUAUCUGUUAUUCAGAGAAAUGCACAAUUAGUUUAUAAAAACCUCUCACAAAUAGAAGGUCUAAAGCCAAUCAUGCCACGAGGCGCAAUGUACAUGAUGGUACGAAUUGAUCUUGACAAGUUUCCUUCUUUCAAUAAUGGAUUAGAUUUUGUUACUAAAUUAGUAUCGGAAGAAUCAUGUUUUUGUCUACCUGGUGAAGUAAGUAUAGAUUACAUAAACACGAAUUUGUUUAUAAAAGUGAGAAAUAUUUAUUCAAAUUAUUUUCCUUUGACUUUUUCAAAUUAUUUAUUUUAUUCACAUACGGCAAUCUACUAUUAAACGUAACCAGUAUUUAUAACACACAUACUUUAAUCCUCUGCACACUUUAAAUAUUUUUCCUGAAUAACAGGUAAGAUAAUUAUGUUUUAAUUAAAUCUUUCUCAAAGCAUCACACUUAGCAUAACUAUAAAAAUAUUAAAAAAACAUCUUACUCUUAACAUACGUUUUGUCCUCAUUUUAUCCAAACCAAACUGCAACAAAACAUAAAUUGUUAUCAAUUAUUGCUUGGCAAAAUUUGUGCCAAAUGAAAUUUAUAUAUAUGUAACAAAUGUUAUAGUAUAUAUAAACUGUAAGAAAAUAAGUUUAAAAAUAUAUUUCACAGUAGUUAAUUCAACCCACAAAUCACAACAAUCAACAGCCUUUAAAAAAAUAAAAAUAAUAAUAAAUGAUUAAGUAGAAUAGUUAUUCGUAAACAAAAACAAUUUUGAACAUGAUAUAUGGUAAAAUACAAUGGACAUAGAAUAUCUAAACAAGUGUAUUUCUUUAAAAUGUUCCAGUGUUUCAAUGCACCAGGGUAUGUUAGACUGACUUUGAGCCCUCCUGGUGAAAUGCUGCAAGAAGCUUGUACGAGAAUAGCUGCAUUUUGCAAACAACACUGUGUAUUAUAGUUUUCAGUUUAUAAUGAAUUUAACCUGGUUUUGUAGAAACAAAAUAUUCAAAAAUUUAAUUUUUAUCAAAAUGUGCUGUUAAAAUUAAAAUAAACAUUUAUAAUUUAACUUGUAGGUACUGAUUUUUAGAAUACAUCAAAUUAAGAAUAUUAGUUAUUUUAAGCAUCAUAAAAAAAUUUAAAAAAACAUUGAGUAAACUUUAAUGUUUUUGAAUCUAGUCAUGCAAAGUGCACUUGUACUAAAAUAAAAGAAAAAAUUGUACAUAUUUAGUGAUCAAUUUUAUUCAUAUAAAAUCCAAAAACAAUGUGUGACAAUAAAUUUAAUGGAUUAGUAGAUAAAAUUUGAUUUUAUUGAAAAUUAAUUGUAACUAUUAAUGUUAAUUAUUUAGACAUAACUUUAAUGUUAUUGAAGAUGGUCAAAUUUGAAUAAGAAAUUAUAUUAUUAUCAUCUUCACAGAAAUGAAGAAAGUCCAGUUUUUUAAAAAGACUUUUAAGAUAAGUAGCCUUUUAUUUAUAAAUAUUUUAUGUUUGUGAUGCAAAUGUAUAAUUUUUGUAAUUUACAAUAGAAACAAAAUGUUUUAUCCAUUACUUUUUUUUAUUUAUUUAUAAUCUUACUUUGAAACUGAAUCUUUCU